Molecule: messenger RNA, 882 nt
Organism: Cydia splendana
Lineage: Eukaryota; Metazoa; Arthropoda; Insecta; Lepidoptera; Tortricidae
Gene: EMC7
Product: ER membrane protein complex subunit 7
Exons: 1
Coding region: 135-800 (221 amino acids)
Cellular component (GO): EMC complex
Molecular function (GO): carbohydrate binding
Source: RefSeq, a predicted model, not a curated record
UUAUUAUCUGUGAUUAGCAUUAGAAGUAAAAAUUUAUGAUAAAAUUGGUAAAUCGUAAUCGUAGAACAAUUAACGAACUUAAGAAUACAAGAGCAAAUAAUUUGGUGUCUAAGUGAUCAAUCAAUCUCUACAAAAUGUUAAUGGCGCUACCGCUUGUCGGGUUCAUGUGUAUAGGGGCUGUAAUAUGCGUCUCCAACCCCGUCGAAGAAGAGCUCGGGAGCGGCCGAUACGUGAUCGAAGGGCGAGUGUUCCCCGCGGACGAGCCUAACGUAGGCACCUGGCAGGUGGACACGCGCAUCCACGUCAAUGGAGGAGAGUACAUCGGCUUUUUACGUGACGACGGCUCGUUUAUCAUACACAAUGUACCUUCGGGCUCCUAUAUCGUCGAAGCCGUCCACCCGGACUACAUGUACGAGCCCGUGCGCGUUGAAAUCAACUCUAAAGGCAAGUACCGCGCCAGGAAAGUCAAUUUCGUGCAAACUUCACAAAUAAUACAAGUGCCUUAUCCAUUGAGGAUGAAGGUAAUAUCCAAAUUCAGAUAUUUCCAAGUCCGUGAACAAUGGAGGCUGACCGACUUCCUGUUCAAUCCUAUGGUCAUCAUGAUGGUUCUCCCGCUCCUGCUGAUCAUGGUUCUGCCUAAAAUGAUGAAUGAUCCGGAGACCAAAGAAGACUUGAAGCAGAUUAGUAAUUUGGCGAAGAUGGGUGAAAUGCCGGAGAUGUCUGAAAUGUUUACCAACUUGUUUAGUGGAGGUGCCCCGAAACCUACUGCUAAGGCUAAGCAGAUUAAGAAGAGACAAUAGGUUAAUUAAAUAGUUAGUUAAUUAAUUAAUCAUGAAUCAUUGUGUAGUUUUCUUGCUUAAUAAAAUAGUAAUCAUUUUAAAA